AUGUUAGCACAGUUUCAAUCGCUGGAUUUUACCGUAACCCCUAACAGCUCCUUGGAUUGGUUUUCGGUGUUCAAAUGGUUUUAUGAUUGCAAUUUCUUUGACGAAACUAUCGAAGAAGAAUGUGCCCUUCGUCUAGAGGGAAGCUCAACAGUCGAAUUUUGGGAUAAGAGAAUAGUAACUUGUGCGUUAGAGAUUGUUCGUUUUCAUGGGGUUCCUUUGUCUAUUAUUUCUGAUCAAGAUUUGAGGAUCAAGACAACAAAAGUCCGAGGCCUCUGCACCCUUCUCUCAGGAAACUGUACUGAAGAAGUCAUCUGGGAUUACACUCCAAGGGGAAAACGCACAUGUUAUGGUGAUUUAACAGUAACUGACAUAGCUGCUCAUCCAAGACAUAGGAAGCAAAUGAAACCUCAUCAAUUAGAGGGCUUUAAUUUUCUACUGAACAAUUUGGUAACAGAGAACCCUGGAGGCUGCAUCCUGGCCCAUGCACCUGGAUCUGGAAAGACGUUUAUGAUAAUCAGCUUCAUGCAAAGUUUCCUAGCCAAAUAUCCACAUGCUAAACCACUAGUUGUUCUUCCAAAAGGUAUCUUGGCUACAUGGAAAAAGGAAUUCCGAACGUGGCAAGUAGAGGAUAUUCAACUGCUUGAUUUUUAUUCUGUGAAAGCUGAAAAUAGGUCUCAGCAAUUGGAGGUGUUGAAGCAGUGGGUUGAGAGCAAGAGUAUCCUUUUUCUGGGGUACAAGCAGUUCACUACCAUAAUUUGUGAUGGUGGAACCGGCAAGAUUCCUGCUUCUUGCCAGGAGAUACUGCUCAAAGCACCUUCAAUUCUAAUUUUGGAUGAAGGCCACACACCAAGGAACGAAAACACUGAUGUGUUACAAUCACUUGCAAAAGUGCAAACACCUCGAAAAGCUGUACUUUCAGGACUCUAUCAAAAUCAUGUCAAAGAGGUAUUCAGCAUAUUGAACCUAGUUCGACCGAAGUUUCUUAGAUCAGACUCUUCGAAAUUAGUAAUGAGGUGGGUAAUGAGCAAGGUGCAAAUACCUGGAGGGAGGAGGCAGAUCAAAGCUGGAGCAGAUGCAGCUUUUUAUGAUUCGGUGGAGCACACACUGCAGAAGGAUGAAAAUUUUGAGAGGAAAGUCUCAGUCAUACAUGAUCUACGUGAAAUGACCAGCAAAGUUCUUCAUUGCUACAAAGAAGGAGCCAAAGCAAAAUUAUUCCUUAAUAUGUUAAAUUUAUGUGAGUCAGCUACUGAGAAGCUCAUUGUUUUUAGUCAGUAUCUCAUCCCCUUACUAUUUUACUAUGUUUUUAUUGAUCACCGUGUUCUGAAUCUGUCUGCUUCUGGUGCUUCCGGCUCUUCUCCAUAA
This is a messenger RNA of Hibiscus syriacus, 1362 nucleotides long. RefSeq names its product protein CHROMATIN REMODELING 35-like. The coding region runs from base 1 to 1362 and encodes 453 amino acids. Gene Ontology annotation, biological process: gene silencing by siRNA-directed DNA methylation. The record is from RefSeq and is a predicted model, not a curated record. Gene Ontology annotation, molecular function: ATP binding; ATP-dependent chromatin remodeler activity. The transcript is spliced from 6 exons. NCBI's taxonomy places the organism in Eukaryota, Viridiplantae, Streptophyta, Magnoliopsida, Malvales, Malvaceae.